AUCUGGGGUUCAAGGGUAUCUGGUCAGGAAUGCCCAGUAACUCGGGCCAUAGUUGUGGAUCACGGGGAAAAUGGUUGUGUCCCUGGUCUCCCUGCCACCUGCCACUGCUACUGGUCUCACUCUUCCUGUGACUGCUCCAGGGCCCCCGAAGCCGCUGGCUUCCCCUCCCUGCCUGUGCAGGCUCCCAGCCAGAAAUCCUCUGCUCCAUCUGCUGAGGAAGUGGUAGGUGCCACCGAACUGUCAUUCUGGCCACAGAACCCUCUGCCUGUUCUGCCCCACUCUUUACUGGGCUGGAAGGACAGAAAUGAGCCAGAUGUGUCACACUGGGGAGCCACAGGUAAGAUGCACACAUGCGUGUGUCUGUUGCAAGAGUAACCCACCAAGCACUUCACCUCGCAGCAAGAGGGGGCAAAGAAACGGCGCAGCAGAGGCCGGGCACUCGGUUCCUGUGCACCAGGAGCGUGGUAUGGGAAGCAUAUACUGACUCAGCAAAGACAGCAGUUGCUCAACCUGUGUUUGUCACUCAGUGUGAGGCCUGUGGCAAGUUACCUAACAUCUGAGCCUUAAUUUCCUCAUUGUCGAAAUGCUGAUGAGAAUGCAAAGGAUAGGAUCAGACUAGAGCUCAGAGCUGCCUGGACCACAGAGGACAAGGGGCCAGGAGCAAAAGGGCCCCUGGAGUGUGUCUCCUGUCUACUUUGUGACAGCUAAAGAGCAUUCCUCAUCCUGGUUAUAGCAUUCUUCCCCAAGGUGACGUUACAUAAGUGACGAGGUACUUCCAUAAUUAAUAUUCAUGCACAGCCCCAAUUGAGGGCUCCAGCAUGUGGGGGGGAGACACUGGGCAGGAAGCAAAGCUUUAAGGAUCAUGUGACCUCCCUGGGGAGCACACUGGGGGCUUGCCACCCACACGCAAGUGACAAGCAGUGAACCUGACGAGCCCUGUGACUACUGCUUGCUAUGUGCGCUGCUUCACUCUCCAACCUUGGAGAGGUCAGGGAAGGCCUCCAGGAGGAAGCGGCCGCCUGUGGCAGGAAGAGCAGCGGUAAGGAUUGCCCAGAAGGGACUGAUGUGGAGAGAUACCGCUGAGGAAGUAAAGGCGUGAACACACGGCCGGAGUGGCCCAGUCUAGACUGGAAGGGAAUAACGGGAGGUGGGGGGCUUGUGGACACAGCCAGGGUGGGCCCAUGUUGACUGAAGAGGAGAGUGUGAACUUUGGAAAUACUUGAUUGGGCUGGGAAGAUAACUCAGUGGUAGAGCAAUUGUCUUAGCAUACCCAAGGCCCUGCGUUAAUCCAAUACUGCUAGAGAGGCAGGUAGACCUCAGAACGGCCACCGUUCUAGAGAGGGAAGGGUCUAAGGAUGGGGCCAGGGCUGUGCAGUUCCCAUCCAUGGGGUGCACAGCUGCCUGGGGAUGGGGGAGGGUUCAGAACUCGUGACUCAGGGCAUCCACUCUGUGGUCAGACACUCACAUCCAGCUGAUCCAGGUACAUGCGCAAGAGGCAAUGGCCCCCCAGGCCCCAGGCUCCCCAUGCCAUAGGCAUGUGUGGCCUUGGAAAGGCAAGAACCCUAAGGUUCUGCUAUCCCUCCAGUGAAGACCAGGGUCCCCUCCCCCUAGCCCUGCAGCUGUCUCUGGACGGAGGGAGGGGGAAGUGGCCAGAAGGGGAAGUCAGAGGAGUUCCUGUCCAGCCUGUCACCAGUCUCCUCGGGUCUUCAGAACAGCCGUGGUCAUGGAGUCUGUGGAGACCCCUGUCAAGGAUGGCAUCCUCUACCAGCAGCACGUGAAGUUUGGCAAGAAAUGCUGGCGGAGGGUGUGGGCGCUGCUGUAUGCAGGAGGCCCAUCAGGUGUAGCUCGACUGGAAAGCUGGGGUGUCCGUGAUGGUGGCCUGGGGCCAGCAGGCGACAGACCCGCAGGGCCUGGCCGACGAGGCGAACAUCGGGUCAUACGCUUGGCUGACUGUGUGUCUGUCCUGCCUGCGGAUGGUGAGAAUUGUCCCAGGGACACUGGUGCCUUCCUGAUCACCACCACCGAACGAAGCCAUCUGCUGGCCGCACAGCACCGCCAGUCAUGGAUGGGCCCCAUCUGCCAACUGGCCUUCCCGGGCAACGGAGAGUGUUCUUCCAGAUCAGGGCAGGCUGAGACUCCAAAAAGGGGCUUUGUGGCCAUGGAGGAAAACUCGAUCUACUCCUCCUGGCAGGAAGCGGGUGAGUUCCCAGUGGUGGUGCAGAGGACAGAGGCCACCAGCCGCUGCCACCUGAAAGGGCCUUACCUCCUGGUGCUGGGCCAAGAUGACAUUCAACUUCGGGAGACUUCCAGCCCCCAGGCCUGCUACAGCUGGCCCUACCAUUUCCUGCGCAAGUUCGGCUCUGACAAGGGCGUGUUCUCUUUUGAGGCUGGUCGCCGCUGUGACUCAGGUGAGGGCCUUUUUGCCUUCAGCAGUCCACGUGCCCCAGACAUAUGCGGAGCCGUGGCUGCUGCCAUUGCCCGCCAGCGGGACCGACUUCCAGAGCUGGCCGUGUCCCCACCCUGCCCCCUGCCUCGGGCCCUCUCCCUACCCUCCCUAGAGCCCCCUGGAGAGCUUCAAGAGGUGGCCCCAGGAUUUGAGCUGGCCACUUCCAGAAAGCUGCCUAGGACUGAUCCUGGGCCUCAAAGCCUGCCACUGCUGCUCGGUCCCACACAAGAAGGGACAGCAUCCGCUCUCUAUGCAUCUGUGUCCAAGCAGGCCAGCAAGCCCACAGCCAGUGGGGAGUACCUCUAUGAGAACCUAUGCAUGCUGGAGGCCAGUCCUGGGCUGUCCAAUGGGGGUCCUGAGUCCCAAGAGGGCCCUCCUGGUGGCCACAGCCCCCUGGCCAGUCCCAUCUAUCACAACAACGAGGACCUGAGUUGGCCUGGCUCGCCCCAUGACAGCAGCCUGGAGGCCCAGUACCGGAGGCUGCUAGAGCUGGAGCUAGAUGAGGCUGCAGGCCCCGGCCGCUCCAGUGCACAAGCAGGCAUCAAGGCCAAGUUGGUGACCCUGCUGAGCCGUGAACGGAAGAAGGGCCCUGCUCCCUGUGACCAGCCCUGAAGGCUUGUGCGGCGGCGGCGGCAGCAGGACAGAGGUGAUGUCCCAGGAAACGGAGGGAGCAACUUCCAACGUGUCCCCUGCCCACUCUGACGAGCAGGGACAAGCCAGGCAGCCUGGGAGGAACCACACACUACCCUACACGCUCCCAGCGGACAGUGUACAGAUUGACCAAUAAUAAAGCUUGCCUACCAACUUC
Molecule: messenger RNA, 3254 nt
Organism: Mesocricetus auratus (golden hamster)
Lineage: Eukaryota; Metazoa; Chordata; Mammalia; Rodentia; Cricetidae
Gene: Dok3
Product: docking protein 3
Exons: 5
Coding region: 1724-3058 (444 amino acids)
Biological process (GO): positive regulation of MAPK cascade; cell surface receptor protein tyrosine kinase signaling pathway
Cellular component (GO): cytoplasm
Source: RefSeq, a predicted model, not a curated record